Molecule: messenger RNA, 3170 nt
Organism: Ailuropoda melanoleuca (giant panda)
Lineage: Eukaryota; Metazoa; Chordata; Mammalia; Carnivora; Ursidae
Gene: NUDT18
Product: nudix hydrolase 18
Exons: 3
Coding region: 699-1595 (298 amino acids)
Molecular function (GO): 8-oxo-GDP phosphatase activity; 8-oxo-dGDP phosphatase activity
Source: RefSeq, a predicted model, not a curated record
GUCCGCCCGCCCGCUGGGCCCGCCGCCUGGCCCUCCGCAGCGCGCAGCCAGCCCCGGUGGGGACAGAGGACCUGCCGGCAACAGCCAUCACUUCUUAGUGCGUGGUGCUUCCGAGUUUUGCAAAGCACUCUCACUCACACUUACACCUGAGCCUUGUGCGGCCCAGCCCUGAGAUUGCCCCUCUAUACUGAAGAGGAAUCUGGAGCCCAGGAGCGUGCUAUUUCCUCCUGCUAGGCCUCAGUGUCUUGAGAGGAGGCCUGUCCUAUUCCUCUUUCCCCAGAAUCUAGCACAGUGCCUGCCGCUAGUGGGCUCAACGAUCUACCCAGUGCCUCAGAGACCUCCUCUGAGCCCCAUGGACAGUAACGGCACGACCUGCUCUUUUAUCAGACCUUCUGUACCACUGUGUGAUGCUCUUUUCGUGCUGAUCCUUAUGCAAGUCGUUGCAAGGACAGCUAGAAGGGGCCAGGGCCAUAGGUAGGAGUUGUAUGCGAGUGGAAGGUGUUUCAAAGCCUAGGCCCCAGCGUGAGGCCCUGCCACAAGCAGCUAGUAAAUCCCGAGGGGAGGGGAGAGAUGCACAUAGAGACAUAUGGCAUAUAGAUACAAGUCAGUGCAGGACACAUGGCAAACCUCACCGUGGGGCCUAAUCCCUAGCCCCUGGAGCAGUUCCCAGGAAUCUCAGCCCCUUUCUGAAAGUCUGAAUGCAAAGAGGGCUAAAUUAUAGAAGAAGACAGCUGUGGCCCCCAGACACACAAGGGCCAGCUCCCUGGAGAGCUCAACAGUUUGAGGAUGAGGUGCUACUGAUCCAGGAGGCCAAAAAAGAGUGCCGCGGGUCUUGGUACCUACCCGCGGGGAGAAUGGAGCCCGGGGAGACCAUCGUGGAGGCACUGCAGCGGGAGGUGAAGGAGGAGGCCGGGCUGCACUGCGAGCCUCUGACACUGCUGUCUGUGGAGGAGCGGGGCCCUUCCUGGAUCCGCUUUGUGUUCCUCGCUCGAGCCACAGGUGGAAUUCUCAAGACUUCCAAGGAGGCGGAUGCGGAGUCCCUGCAGGCUGGCUGGUACCCCCGGACCUCCCUGCCCACUCCGCUGCGAGCCCAGGACCUUCUGCACCUGGUAGAGCUAGCCGCCCAGUACCGCCAGCAAGCCAGGCACCCUCUCACUCUGCCCCAGGAGCUUCCCUGCAGUCUGGUCUGCCAGCGACUUGUGGCCACCUUUACCAGCGUCCAGACAGUGUGGGUGUUGGUGGGCACAGUGGGGAUGCCUCACUUGCCCGUCACUGCCUGCGGCUUCACUCCCAUGGAGCAAAGGGGUGGCAUCAAGAUGGCCAUCCUGCGGCUGCUACAGGAGUGUCUGACCCUGCACCACUUGGCAGUGGAGACCAGGGGGUUGCUUGGACUGCAACACCUGGGCAAAGACCAUGCAGAUGGCAUCUGCUUGAAUGUGCUGGUGACUGUGGCUUUUCGGAACCCAGGUAUGCAGAGUGAGCCCCCAAAGGUUCGGGGUGAGAACUUUUUUUGGUGGAAGGUGAUGGAGGAAGACCUACAAAGCCAGCUCUUAGAGAGGCUUCAGGAAUCAUCUGUUGUCCCAGUCAACAGAUAGGAAGGUGCCAUUGUUGCACAAGGACCCAGACCCGUGCCCCUGCUCCCCCACCGUGGCUCUCCCUUCCUCUGAGGGAGGCAGGAGAUUGGCAGUCAGGGCUCUUGUUGCACUGGGAGCAGGUGAUUCUCCUAGUUCUCAGGGUGAUUUCCUUCUCUGUGGAACAGGUCCCUGCAUUGCACCAAAAAGACAGUGCCAUUAACCAAACAAGGAGUUCAGAGCUCGUGCCUGUGGGCACGAUGAGGGCACUACUUCCUAAGGGGAUAUGAGAACUUUCUGGACCUGAGAGGGCAUCUACUUGUCAUUUUCCAUGCUUGCCUCAGUAAAGGCCUACAUCCGGAUUCUUGGGCGCUUAGAGCAAGGACUUGGGUUGCUGGGGGAGGUCGUUCCAAGGGAGUGGACCCCUUGUUGAGUAAAUAGGUGGUACUUGCUUUACCUUCCUGCCUAAAUGUCUCUGUGGGGAGGAAAGGAGCAGGAAGGGGGGACUGCAUCAAAAAAGAAUCUCCUCCCCUUGUCCCACCACAGGCACCCAGAUCUUCCCAGACAGCAAGCUGGUGUCCUAGACUGUAGGUGACUGGGGCAGGCAGGCUUCCUACUGUCCACCAUAGCCUCUGUGGCCCACUGGAGCUGUCUUUCUCCUGCCUUCCAGGGUGGGAUGUGUUGACAUUCCCUCCAGCGUUUGAGUGGUGAGAACACUGGAAGCUUCAGGUGGGUGAGGAGCCGUAAAGUAAAAGCCGGUCCUGCCUCUCGGAGGAGUUUCAUCUCCUUGAGCUUCCCUGUUCCCUCCCUGCAUCACUCUGCCGGCCUCCAGGCUCCCACCUCUGCCUUUCUACAACUCCAGCCCAAGCUGGACCAAAACCCUUUAUUCAUCUCCCCUCAGCCCAGCAGAAUCAUGAUAAAAAUUAUUUUUUUUAAACUUUACUACAAUUUAAGGGAAAACCACAGGAAGUGAACAAAGAAAAUAUAUCGUGUGCUACUCACUGCAUGUAAUACAGAUUUCUGGUUUUGAGCAAGGGAAUACUUGACUAGUCUUCCCUUCUGAGGUGACCCCACUCUGACACUGACGGACCAGGAUAAGGCCCCCUUUCCCAUCCUCUCUUGGCUGCCAUCUUGUCUUUCUGGCCUUAGGCUGUGAUAGGAAUCCUCUUGCGCUCUCUGAGGACAAACAUCUCCCACGUGAUGGAAUCAAACCCUUUCACUUGGUUCACUUCUUUCAGUGUCUGAGGGACCCACCAGUCCAUAUCCCUGUUGAAGGGCAAUCUUUGCUCCCACUUUAUUUAGCCUAUAGUUUUCAACCCUGUCCAUUAGAAUCACCUGGAGAGCUUUAAAAACAACUCUGGGCCCACCCCCAGAGACACUGAUUCCGCAGGUAUCAUUAAAAGCAAACCAAGUGAUUGUGGUGUGCACUGAGGUAAGAGCCACUCAACAGCCCUGUCCGAGUUUUCAACUUGCUCUGUCCUGGAGUUCUCUCAACUAACUUCCUGAGAGCACUGCCACAUACAUUCAUCUAGGGACAGGUUUUUAAAAUAGGAGGUCCACUAAAGCAUUCAUACAACUCGCAACAGAAACACCCCAAAA